Molecule: messenger RNA, 2196 nt
Organism: Sinocyclocheilus grahami
Lineage: Eukaryota; Metazoa; Chordata; Actinopteri; Cypriniformes; Cyprinidae
Gene: lamp2
Product: lysosomal-associated membrane protein 2
Exons: 6
Coding region: 138-1262 (374 amino acids)
Biological process (GO): autophagosome maturation; protein targeting to lysosome involved in chaperone-mediated autophagy; cellular response to starvation
Cellular component (GO): autophagosome membrane; plasma membrane; late endosome membrane
Source: RefSeq, a predicted model, not a curated record
GUGGUCCAGUCAUAUGACUUAUAUGAGCGCAGGUUUGAGACUCACUUCGUAGCGCUGCUGAACCGGGUCACACUCGGUCCGGGCGUCACUUACCGUCUGUCUGCUCAGAGGAACCGUCCACCCGUCCACCCGUCGCAAUGGCUGUCCGCGGUUGUGUGACCCUGCUCUUUAUUCUACUGAGUGGUAUUGUGCAUGCUGAAGAUCUGGUGACAUCGUCAUUACCUGCAACACAGGAGUUCAGUUCCAGCAAAAUCCUCUCCGGCAGUUCUUCUCCAACCACCUCCAAACAAUCUACAGCUGCCACUUCUACUGCUGUGACUACAGGUCCAACCACGCAUCACACCACCACUAAAUCUAUUACAGAACCUACAACUAUCCCUCAUCUCACCACAACUAAAUCUACUACUGAACCUCCAACUACCAUGCAUUUCACCACAACGAAUUCCACCACAGAAGCGCCAACUACCAUGCAUCUCACCACAACGAAUUCCACCACCGAAGCACCAACUACCAUGCAUCACAACACAACGAAUUCCACCACAGAAGCGCCAACUACCAUGCAUCACAACACAACGAAUUCCACCACAGAAGCGCCAACUACCGUGCACUCUAAUGCUACAACAGCUCCAACUCCUCCUCCGACCACUCCUCCUGUCCCCAACCCAACUGUUGGAAACUACAGCGUCAAGUCAGAUAAUGUCACUGUCUGUCUUUUGGCAAAGAUGGGCCUUCAGUUUAGUUUCAAAAUGAGUGAGAAUUCCAGCUUUCAGACUCUUAAUUUUGACCCAAGUGCUAAUGUAACUGAAGUGAGUGGAACCUGUGGAAGUGGUGGCAAUGACUCUUCCCUUCUGCUGAAGUCAGAAGAAAUCACAGUUCAUUUUGUCUUCACAAAUGUUUCACAGAAGUUCAAUCUACAUGCUUUGACGCUCUCUGUUAAUCUUGAAAAUGGAAACGUUUUCAAUGCCUCCAAUAAUAAUCUGUCUCUGUGGGAGGCAUCUGUCGGAAGCUCCUACAUGUGCAGAAAAGAGCAGAGUUACAACAUCACUGACAAGCUUACCCUCAACACGUUCGAGCUGCAAGUGCAGCCCUUUGCAGUCCAGAACAACAAGUUUAACACGGCGGAGGAAUGCUUUCUGGAUUCUGAUUUGAGUUUUCUCGUGCCCAUUGCUGUGGGUGUGGCUCUCAGCUUCCUAAUCAUCCUAGUGCUUAUCUCUUACCUGAUUGGUCGGCGGAAGAGUCGCACUGGUUACCAGUCUGUAUAACAACCCAAGCUGUUGCCGUCUUGCCUCUAACCCCGGCUUGUCCUUUACCAUUUAUAUUUGCUCCUCCUCCUCUCUCUUCUGGUCCUGUUGGCUUACUCUUUUAUCCUGCAAACUGCUCGACCCCCCCCCCCACCUGGCAGCACUAACCGCUGAUGAGACCCCUAUUUCUAACACGUUCGAUUGCAUAAUUAUAUCUCUGAGCUCUAAUUCCUCUUAUGGGAGUUUUGGUUUUUCUUGCUCCAAGGAUGCUCAGUUCUGGUUGCUGUGACUUGUAUUCAUGUGAACUCUUGUUAUGAAUGAGUGAUGCAAUUUUAGAAUUGGGAGUUUUUUUUUUUUUUAAGUUUAUUAACCAUUGAAUGUAAAUGCUCAAUUAGUUCUGUAAUUGUACUCUCGUGGAUCAGUUGUUGCCGAAAUUAGGGGUGAAAAGUAUCCUGGCGUAUUUUCUUUUCUUAAUCAGCCGAGCUAAUGAUAAGUCUCACUAUUGCACUUAGCACAUUGUAUUAUAAAGGGACUUUUUUUUUUUUACAUUUACCAGCAUCGAAUAUCAAGAUUUUGUUGAUCUCAUUAGGUCCCUCUCAGGGAAUGUUAGAAGUGUUAUGAUAGGCUUGUUAGUACAUGGGUUUGUCGAAUAUAUAUUUUUUUUGUCAUUUUCUCUGGACACAUGCAAACAAUGUACAAAAUCCACCUUUUCUAAGACCAAAGCUACAAGUUCCUGUGUAUGUUCAGUCUGCGCUGCAUAGUGACGAUAAUCCCCCCCCCCCCCCCAAAAGAAUUUAGCUAUUAAAACGAACACAAAGAAAAUGUUGUACUAGUGUGCCUUUUAGUUACAUUUCUUUGUUCCUUCUCUGUAGGGCCUUAAUCUGUCAGGUUAGGAAUGUUGGUUCCAGUUUCAAAGUGGGGGAAAAAAACUUCAAUAAAAUGGCCUUUUUUUUUU